CAAAGGGAAAUACAUAUACACAGCUCACAGCUGCAAGGGUAUCUUGUGUGGCUAACGGAUAUGACAAUGGUAGUGUGGUUCCCCCCCUCCAUUAAUGCCCAACCCAUUUCCUUAUCUCCACCUUGCUACUGCUCGCUGUGCUGAUGCCAACGCCGCCGACGGUUUCAAUUCUAUCUUUAUCCCUAAAACCAUACUGUUCUUAGACCACUGUGUUGUUUCUUCUGUGAUCCACUUAUAUAAUAUCUCAUUAACACUCCCUCCCUAUUAGUCCUCUGAGAGUCAUUGAGAUCGAGUUGAGACCUGACCUGACCUGACCUGAUCUGCUCUGUCUGUCUCUCUUAGAGGCCCAAACAAAGGAACCCGGGAAGAGGAAGAAGAAGAAGACAGGAAUGCAAGAAAUGGAGCUCAAGCCCAGCAUUAUAACCCUCCUCUUCCUCUUCUUCAUCCUGUCUCUGCCCAACUCGUCUCAAGGAGCUGGAGCUGGAGCUGGAGCCAAUUCUGCAAUUUUAGAAUCAGAGAUUUAUGAGAUUGAUUACCGAGGCCCGGAGACCCAUUCAUAUGUUCCUCCCCCAGAUCGAACAGGAUUAGGUGGUCAUGGAAGACCUUUUGUUCAUUACCAUGGUCCAGGAAGAACUAAUGAUGGAACUGAUAGACCAUAAACGGAUAGGGAAGAGAAACAUAUAUACAAGGCCACUUGAUUGCUCGGACUUGAGUUACUACCAUUACAACUCUCUUCCAAUGUUUCAAAUUUGGGACAUUGGGAAGAUAAAUAUAGAUGGAAACUAAAUCAAAUUCUAUCUUUGAUUCUAUGUAAUACUCUUCAACUUUCUUAUUCUUGUUCAUGUAAAUAAGGAAUAUCACUGUAUCGUAAUUGAUGAUAGGAAUAUAUUCUGCUGUUUGCCUAUCACUA
Molecule: messenger RNA, 910 nt
Organism: Macadamia integrifolia
Lineage: Eukaryota; Viridiplantae; Streptophyta; Magnoliopsida; Proteales; Proteaceae
Exons: 3
Coding region: 390-659 (89 amino acids)
Source: RefSeq, a predicted model, not a curated record